Molecule: messenger RNA, 1768 nt
Organism: Polyodon spathula (Mississippi paddlefish)
Lineage: Eukaryota; Metazoa; Chordata; Actinopteri; Acipenseriformes; Polyodontidae
Product: serine incorporator 1-like
Exons: 10
Coding region: 137-1504 (455 amino acids)
Cellular component (GO): membrane
Source: RefSeq, a predicted model, not a curated record
GAAACGGAGCGCACAGAGAAGCAAACCCAGCACAGGCUUGCUGUUGUGUAGCACUGGUGUCGGCGCGCCUGCUUUCCGAUUGCAUUUUCUUCCCAGGUCGUUUUAUUUUUGGGGUUGGGAGUUUUGAAUCUUCGGCAUGGGAGCCUGUCUGGCGCUGUGUUCAGCGGUCAGCUGCGUGUCGUGUCUGUGUGGCUCAGCACCAUGCCUACUGUGUGGAUGCUGCCCCUCCAGUAAUAACUCCACAGUGACUCGCCUCGUCUUCUCCUUCUUCCUGCUGCUGGGUACCAUCGUCUCUAUCAUCAUGAUCCUGCCGGGCAUGGAGACACAGCUCAAGAAGAUCCCUGGGUUCUGUGUGGGCGGCAGCUCCAUUCCUGGCGUUUCGAACUCUGUGAACUGUGACGUCAUCGUGGGGUACAAGUCUGUGUACCGCAUGUGCUUCGCCAUGGCCUGCUUCUUCUUCCUCUUCUCUCUCAUCAUGAUCCGAGUGCGCAGCAGCAAGGACCCGCGGGCCGGCCUGCAGAAUGGGUUCUGGUUCUUCAAGUUCCUGGCUCUGGUUGGCAUCACUGUGGGAGCCUUCUUCAUCCCAGACGGGACGUUCAACACAGUGUGGUUCUAUUUCGGAGUGGUUGGUUCCUUCAUCUUCAUCAUCAUCCAGCUGAUUCUGCUGAUCGACUUUGCUCACUCCUGGAACCAGGCCUGGGUGCAGAACGGAGAGGAGGGCAGCAGGUGCUGGUAUGCAGGCCUCCUCAUCUGCACCUUACUAAACUACGCUGCCUCCUUCGCCGCCCUGGUGUUGUUCUACGUGUACUACACCACACCGGACGCCUGCCCUGAAAACAAGGCCUUCAUCAGCCUCAACCUCAUCUUCUGUGUGAUUGUCUCCAUCGUCUCCAUCCUCCCACGAGUGCAGGAAGCCCAGCCUCAGUCAGGGCUGCUGCAGGCCUCUGUCAUCACUCUCUACACCAUGUAUGUGACCUGGUCCGCCAUGACCAAUGAGCCAAACCGGACCUGUAACCCCAGCCUGCUGGGGCUGAUCUCUAACAGCAGCUCCCUCUCCCCCUCCCCCGCCCCGGGGCAGGUGGUGCAGUGGUGGGACGCGCAGGGCAUUGUGGGGCUCAUCAUCUUCCUCAUGUGCACCCUAUACGCCAGUAUCCGCUCAUCCAAUCACAGCCAGGUGAAUAAGCUGAUGCUGACGGAGGAGGGGGCGGGGCUGGGCGGAGAGUCCUCAGAGGGGCUGCGUGAAAAGGGGCUGCAACGCCCGGUCGACAACGAGGAGGAGGCUGUGACCUACAGCUACUCCUUCUUCCACUUGUGCCUCGUCCUCGCCUCGCUCUACAUCAUGAUGACGCUCACCAACUGGUACCAGCCUGACGCUGGGUACCAGAUGAUGACGAGUGCCUGGCCGGCGGUGUGGGUGAAGAUCUCGUCCAGCUGGCUCGGCCUGGCUCUGUACCUCUGGACUCUGGUGGCGCCGCUUGUCCUGCCCAACCGUGACUUCAGCUGAGCGCCAGCAGGGGGAGCUGAGGGGGUUGGACACACAGCACUGCUCACAGGAAACAUGUGCCGACAGCAUCAUUGCGGUCCCUUACCCUCUCGGACAGCGGCACUCUGCCCACUCUCUCUCUUCAUUCACAACCCAACUUCAACCAGGUCCUGAAUUGCUCAGAUAAACCGCUUCAAUCUGCAGUGUUUCUUAAAGGGUACAUAAGGACCUUUUUAUUUUAUUGUGUUACAUGUUCCCAUGUGUUGCUACAGCUGUUUACGUUUG